CCCACCCAGAAACAGCAAGCUAAGCUAAGUCCAACCUCUCUUUCCUCUCCUUCCUUCUUUUGUCAUUGUGGAGUAAUAAUUAUAUAUAACAACACCAACAAUAUUACAAUGCCACAACCAAGACUCAGGCGGGGCAUUAUGGUCUUUUCGCCGGCAGUGCUCUUCUUCUUCCUCUUUUUCUUCGUCCUCCUCGCAAAGGAAACGGAAAGCAAGAAAGGCGGCGGGGGAGGAGAUGGAGGGAGAGUGCUCGGCGUGAACCUGACCCAAGUAGAGCACUCAGAACAGAUGUUCAUGAAAUGGGUGCUCUUCGUGGGCAGCCUGAAGCACUCUCUCUUCAAGGCCGCCGCCAUGAACAGGCUCUUCCCAGCCAUUGUCCUCACGGUGGACAACAACCUUGCCCGUGGCGGCGGCGGCGACUUCGCGUCCAUUCAGGAGGCCGUCGACUCCCUCCCCUUCAUUAAUUUUCUCCGCGUCGUCAUCAAUGUCCAUGCAGGCGUUUAUACGGAGAAAGUGACAAUACCACCAACAAAAUCAUUUAUCACAAUUCAAGGGGCCGGGGCGGAGUGUACGGUGGUGCAGUGGGGUGACACGGCCCAAACAAUUGGCCCAAAUGGGAGGCCUCUUGGUACCUAUGGCUCUGCAACUUUUGCCGUUAACUCUCCCUUCUUCAUAGCCAAAAACAUCACUUUCAAGAAUACGACGCCGGUGCCGCCGCCGGGAGCAAUAGGGAAGCAGGCGGUGGCGUUUAGGAUAUCGGCGGACACGGCGGCGUUCGUGGGGUGCAGAUUUUUGGGGGCGCAGGACACGCUGUAUGACCACAUUGGGAGGCAUUACUACAAAGAUUGUUAUAUUGAAGGCUCCGUUGACUUCAUUUUUGGGAAUGGCCUUUCUCUCUUUGAGAGUAGUCAUGUACAUGCAAUAGCACGAGUGACAGGAGCAUUGACAGCACAAGGGAGAGCAAGCCUGCUGGAGGACACUGGGUUUUCAUUUGUGAACUGUAAGGUCACUGGGUCUGGGGCAUUGUACCUUGGAAGGGCAUGGGGUCCCUUUUCUAGGGUUGUCUUUGCCUACACUUACAUGGACAACAUCAUCAUCCCCAAAGGUUGGCACAAUUGGGGUGACCCUAACCGUGAAAUGACGGUAUUUUAUGGGCAGUACAAGUGCAGUGGGCCAGGGUCAAAUUAUGCAGGAAGAGUUUCAUGGUGUAGAGAGCUAACAGACGAGGAAGCUAAGCCUUUUAUUUCACUUAGUUUCAUUGAUGGCUCUGAAUGGCUCAGACUCUAAUCCAUCCAUUUACUAUACAUACAACCACAUUAAAAUUUAUUUACACGUACACACAUUCCGCUGUGCCGGUGAAGACCGGACCGGGACCAAAUCGUGAUCCAUCUCCGGCCUGCCCUUCUUGCUGACCAUGCUCUGAAUAUGCCGAUCGAGGGCUAGCUUUCCAAUCAAUGUGCUGAUGGAGAAAUCCGGGACAUCGUCGCCGUCCUGCCCUUCUUGCUCAACUUGAGAUGAAUUGGCUGAAGUCGAGAUCACUCUGCCGGUGGUGAGAUCUCCAGCAUGCCCUUGUUGCUAACCUUGCUCCGAAGAGGUGAGAUCUACAGCAAUCUCACCUUCCCCGU
Molecule: messenger RNA, 1622 nt
Organism: Cuscuta campestris
Lineage: Eukaryota; Viridiplantae; Streptophyta; Magnoliopsida; Solanales; Convolvulaceae
Source: the annotation of a GenBank genome assembly